CACGGAGAACUAGUGUACAUUCCUUGUGUUUUCUUCGGAGUCAUUUAUGAGUGAUUCAGAAAUGGCUUUUUCUUUCAUCAUGGAAUAACUUGCAAAUGAAAUAAAAGCGGUGGUGAGACAAGGUGACUGGACUGAAUAAAAACAAGAACCAUGGAGAGGGUGAAUCACAGGGAGCAGAUGGUGGGCAAAACUCCACUCAAAAGUUAGCCCACACCCCAAGACUUGGUGGGCAGCGCCUUUCGAGUUGGGCCAUGUCUCACAGCGCCGCGCACGCCACGUCGUCGCUUCCGGCGCCCAGGCGAAGGAUAACGGCUGUCGCUCGGUCCAGCAAGGAUAUGGACCUGGAAGCCAUUAGAGAGAGAAGGUCUCGCCUGGAGGCCCUCACCGCCUCCCUCCGCCUCCCUCCCCUCCUGCCGAGCACAGCAGAACGCAGAGAGUCCACCUCCAGCGCCUCCGUGCUGAAGCAGGUCAAACCCCGGCGGAGGCACAUGGCCGAACGACCUCCUACCUCCAACCGAGAUCCUACUCCUUCAAGGAAGCAGAUGGCUCUGGAGUCGAAGCUGCCCGCUCUCUCCCUCCCUCCGAUGACUCCCUACCACAACCCACUUCCAGACAUUGGUAGGACGGCCGUGUGGGAGAAGGAGGAGGAGGACACGGAAGAGGAAACGAAUAAAAGAGACAAAGAGGAACGCGAGAGUCCCCUUCAUAACGUGGAUUCCCCCCCUCCGCCUACCUAUGAGGAGACGCAGCAGGUCUCUCGAUGGGUCGAGGAAAUCAACGCUCAAAAUUUGAUCCUUUCAAAGCAAGGGGAGAGUGACCGAGCUGAGACUUCUAAACAGUCAGCUCCUUCGUCGGGAAAACGCAGAACGCCAACUCAGAACCCAGAAGACAUCGACACACAGUUUACGGAUCUCACUUCUUCGGACUUGGAAAAACGACCUGCAACAGCAGCAAGUAAAGGGGGAGAGAAUGCUCAGGAAGAUGACAGAGUCCGAAAUAACGAAGUCAAGGUCAGGAUCCAGGAGCUGGUGGAGCAGUUGAAGAGUGAGGACCCUUCGGUAAAUCUCGAAGCAAUGGUGGAAUCAAGGAAAAUCUUGUCUCAGGAAGUCGACCCUCCCGUCCAGGACUUCAUUGACAACGGUGUCCUCCCACUCGCCAUCGCAAGCAUCAAAGGGGGGAAUUCCGACUUGCAGUACGAAGCCGCUUGGGUCAUCACCAACAUAGCAUCCGGGACCUCCGAGCAGACGACGGCCGUGGUUGAUCACGGCGCUGUCCCCAUCCUUAUCGAGCUCCUGAGUUCGCCGGAGGUCCGCUUACAGGAGCAGGCGGCAUGGGCGCUGGGCAACAUCUCAGCAGACAGCCCUACCCUCAGGAAUCAGUUGGUGGCGGACGGGAUGGUCAAGCCUCUCAUAAAUUCAGUAAAUGAGGACAUGCCGAUAUCCUUCCGUCGCAACCUCUCUUGGGUCCUAAGCAACAUCUUUAGGUAUAAGGAGCUCGACAUGCCUAAGGAGGAGAAACUACUCGUCCUUAAGGAACUGAAGAAGAAUCUCCAGGAACAGAGUGAUUAUGAAGUCAAAUCCAACACGAUAUGGACAUUAAAUUACUUCUUGGAGCAAUGCGACAGUCACAUUGAACUCGUAGUAACACAAGGAUUUGUCCCACUCUUGGUGGAAAACAUUAAUGACAGCCAACUACAGAAAGUGACAGUGCGAUGCCUUGGAAAUAUCGUCACUGGUAAUGAUACUCAGACGGAUAAAGCCCUAGAAGCCGGCAUCCUCCCCCUCUACGUCAACAUCCUUGCGAACAGCCCCAGCGAGAGCAUACGAAAGGAGGUGAUUUGGUCCGUGUCGAACAUCACCGCGGGGACGACGGCGCAGAUCCAACGAGUGGUCGACGCGGGUCUUCUGCCGAUUUUGGUGGACUCCGUGAUGAAGGACAGCUAUUCGACGCGCAACGAGAGCCUGUGGGCGCUUGUGAAUCUGCUCAGCGGUGGCACGGAGGAACAGGCGAGGUCUCUGGUAAAGGCUGGAGGUGUUGAGGGAUUCGUGAAGGAGCUAGACGACUCCUAUGAGAAACUGACACUCCAGGCAUUGAACGGACUCUCGGCUCUGCUGCAGAUAGCUUCGCUGGAAUCCGAGGUCAAGCGCAUCAUCCGGGCGUCCGACGGCCUGGAGAAGCUCGAUGCCUUAUUCCACUCGGACAGCCUAGAUCUGAUCGAUAGAGUAAGCAAAAUCUUAAGUAAUUUCUUGUGUGACGAUUUGAAGGAUGGAAGGAGCGAGGAUGACGAUGAAGAACGAGAGGAAGGGAAUGGAGAAAAGACGGAUGGAAAAUCAAUGAAAGGUGAGAUUCAAGAAGGAGGAGAAAAUUGGCAAGACAAAGAUGCCCAAAAGGUAGAAAAAGGAAUAGACAAUCAAGUUGAAACUAGGGAGGAUGAGAAAGAGGAAGAAGAGGAAAAUGAACAUGAGGAAACAGAGGAGAGUAAUGAAGAAGAGAACAAGAAAGACAAUAUUAGUGUUAUACAAGAAGGGAAUGCCGAUUUGGAGAGAAGAGACCAAUAUUUGGAUGAUAAGAAUAUGGAUAUUCCCGAGGAACAGGAGGCAGAUGGGGAAGAUGGGCAGGAAAAUGAAGAGAUAAAGAAAAUCAAUAUCAUGGAAGACAGGGAAAAUGUGGAAGAAGUAAAUGAAGACAAAGAAGGUAUGGUGAAAAUGGGAGACUCCGAUGUACUAAAUAAAGAAAAGGAUAAAAUAUUAAAUGAAGCUGAUACCAGAACCGAAAAUAAAGAUUUAAGCAAAAGGGAUGGUAAUAAUGAAAACAUAGAUAACGAAACCGAUAAUAAGAAUAGUGCUGCUGCAGUAGAGCCGCUAUUACGAUACGAAGUGAUAUGAAUGACACUGAGAGACCUAAGGCGACAGUCGAAAAUGAAUACGUAGAGGGACAUGCACGAAAGAAGAAAAAACAAGGAGGCGAUGAUGAUAGAUUGCAGCGUUGUGAUAAUUUGACCCUCAUAGAGGACGAAUAGUUAUCGAUGAGGACGAUAACAACUCCUGAUUCAGAUUCAGUGAUAAUCAAUCGA
Penaeus monodon (black tiger shrimp) is the source of this 3073-nucleotide messenger RNA. Its product is annotated as importin subunit alpha-4-like. The record is from RefSeq and is a predicted model, not a curated record. The transcript has 16 exons. The coding region runs from base 252 to 2885 and encodes 877 amino acids. Gene Ontology annotation, molecular function: nuclear import signal receptor activity; protein binding. Gene Ontology annotation, cellular component: nucleoplasm; nucleus. Gene Ontology annotation, biological process: NLS-bearing protein import into nucleus. NCBI's taxonomy places the organism in Eukaryota, Metazoa, Arthropoda, Malacostraca, Decapoda, Penaeidae.